AUGUCAUACGAACAGACCUGUCUCAUAGCUUCCAACUUGGAUCAGAUGAAGCAGACUGAAAUGAACAUGACUCCCGAGGAAGAACGCAACACUCGCAUCAUGGCUUGUGACAUCCAGCGCUUUUAUGAAUGCGUCCGACGAGAGAAACAUGUUUUCAGCCGUUUCUUCUCUCACUACGAGAUAAAUUUGGCCAAGUUUCUUGAGCCCCUUUGCGCCCUGUACAAGAAUGAACGGAACUGGCCAGAGACCUGGUUCGAUAGCGAGCGAGAGCUCAUAAACGACCUUAAUACCUUUCGACAAAUGGCAAAGCAGCUCCUGCAGCAAUGGACACGGGAUGUAGCAACCCAGAUCCUCAGUGUCCGAAACACUGCGCUCAGUAAGCUCUUUACUGCUGAGGAUGUCUCUCUCGCAGCCAAGCUCAAGCCUAGCUCGCUGGGUGGCAAAGGCGGUCCCUUGAAUUGGACAAUUAGUGAAAUGUCUUUUGACAAGACUCUGUCCAAGUUCCGAUUCCUGGCGAACGACAUGUUGCAGGGGAUGAAAGGCGGACCGACCAUGGAACGACCUGGUCAUCCGUGGACCAGAAUGGAGGGUUUUGAUAUCUUGAACUUUAUGAUCAAGGAUGCAGAGGAUCCUGAUUAUGAAUACGAGGAGGAAGAUCUGUUUGAGGAUGAGAUUGUCCCAUUCGAUGGGUUUUACUAGAGACGAGCAGGGUCUUUAGCGCUCUGGUAUUCUGAAUUGGCCUGUUUAGGGUGGGCUGCUUUCAUAUCAGAGUUUGAUGUCGACGUAUUUUCUCAAAAGAGUAAUCAGACUUGAUACAUUGCUUAAUACACGGAUCUUUGGCCUAACCCUCGUAUAAUUUAAUCCAUGAG
Molecule: messenger RNA, 869 nt
Organism: Fusarium verticillioides 7600
Lineage: Eukaryota; Fungi; Ascomycota; Sordariomycetes; Hypocreales; Nectriaceae
Exons: 1
Coding region: 1-699 (232 amino acids)
Source: RefSeq, a predicted model, not a curated record